Molecule: messenger RNA, 997 nt
Organism: Hordeum vulgare subsp. vulgare (domesticated barley)
Lineage: Eukaryota; Viridiplantae; Streptophyta; Magnoliopsida; Poales; Poaceae
Exons: 4
Coding region: 1-765 (254 amino acids)
Source: RefSeq, a predicted model, not a curated record
AUGUUCGAUCAGAUGCUCAUCGAGCGGCUGAUUCAAGAGCAGGUGGCAGAGGAGGUGCCCGACGCGGCGGCGCAGCUAUUCGACUCCAAGACGGUGCUCGACCAGGUGGUCAUCGAGCGGCUGAUUCAAGAGCAGGUGGCCGAGGAGGUGCCCGACGCGGUGGCGCAGCUGUUCGACUCCAAGACGGUGUUCGACCAGAUGGUUAUCCAGCGACUGACUCAAGAGCAGGCGACCGACGAGGAGGAGAACAGAAGAUGGAAACAGCAGGAGAAACUAUCACAAGCAAAGGUGAAAUCCAAGCAGGACAAACUACCGCAAGCAAAGGGGAAAUUACCCUGGAGUAAGCUCAAGAACAAGAUUUUUCGUAAAGAAGGAAGGGAAAUAUGUUCAGAACAUGUGAAGCACCAGAUCUCAGCCCUUUUUGAUAACCUUGAUGGCAUGCCAAGAUAUUAUGCUAAAAUAAAAGGUUUUGAUGCCUCCAACUUUAAAGUUCAUCUCACUUGGCUGGAGCGCAUUGCAAUGAAUGAAGCAGAGGAGAAAUGGUCUGAUGAAGAACUGCCCGUUGCUUGUGGAAGCUUUAGCUUAGGAACAACAGAUAUAUCGCAAGACAGACUCAUGUUUUCACAUAUUGUUUCAUGGAAGGCAAACGGAGGAAAUAUGAAGUACAUCCCAGUAAGGCUGAGGUAUGGGCUCUUUAUAAGGGAUGGAACAUGCAGUGGGGAUCAGAUGCAGAUAAUCAUAGAUCCUAUGAAUAUGAAGUCAUGAAAGUCCUAUCAAAUUUCUCAGUUAGUGCUAGCGUUACUGUUGUCCCAUUAGUCAGGAACUCAGGAUUGAAGGCUUUGUCAGUUUAUUUGCGACGGUUAAGGAGAAAUCUGACAUUGUGGUGGCAGCAAGUGAGCUGCUUCGUUUUUCUCACAGUGCCCGCCGUGCAAGCGGUUUGAGGAUGUGGUUGAGCGGCUCAAUUGUCGAUUUUCCAAGAAGCGUCUGGUCAAUGCCG